Messenger RNA from Quercus lobata, 1928 nucleotides. RefSeq names its product probably inactive leucine-rich repeat receptor-like protein kinase At5g48380. Gene Ontology annotation, molecular function: ATP binding; protein kinase activity; protein binding. Gene Ontology annotation, biological process: protein phosphorylation. NCBI's taxonomy places the organism in Eukaryota, Viridiplantae, Streptophyta, Magnoliopsida, Fagales, Fagaceae. Bases 45 to 1928 code for a protein of 627 amino acids. The record is from RefSeq and is a predicted model, not a curated record. The transcript has 2 exons.
UGGCCUUUUAGUUCUGGCUUUUCUUGCUAAGCACUCACAAGCAAAUGACUCUUAAUGCCAGAGUAUUCGCAGCUCUUUUUCACAUAUUUGCUUGCUUAUUUCUAGAUUUUCUUGAAAUAAGCAAUGGCGUACAGAGUGAUAUCGACUGCUUGAAGUCAAUUAAACAUUCGCUUGAAGACCCUUACCUCUACCUCAAUAGUUCAUGGGACUUCAGCCACAAUACUGAAGGAUUCAUCUGCAAAUUUACUGGGGUCGAAUUCUGGCACCCUGAUGAGAAUAAGGUCUUGAAUCUCAUACUAAGCGACAUGGGGUUCAGAGGCGAGUUCCCACGGGGCAUUAAAAACUGCACAAGUCUAACAGGGUUAGACCUCUCCAGUAACGAACUUUCAGGACCUCUCCCAUUUGACAUAGCUGAGAUAGUUCCGUUUAUCACACGCCUCAACCUUUCCGGCAACAAUUUUUCUGGCGAAAUUCCAAAGAGCAUUGUCAAUUGCACUUAUCUAAAUGUCCUUACACUUGACCACAACCAUCUCACUGGUGAAAUCCCUCCGGAAUUAGGCCACCUCGUUCGUAUGAAAAAUUUCAGUGUUUCUAACAAUAUGUUGUCAGGGGUUGUCCCUGACUUUGGCAAUUUCUCUUGUACAGCCGAUAGCUUUGCUAACAACACGAAACUCUGUGGAGCGCCUUUGGAACCCUGUCCAACUCCAAAGCAAAGAAGGAAGUUUGAUUUUUCAUUCAAAGGUGGGUUUCAAGUUGGUUACGCGGUUUCUGCAGUUUCGGUAAUAACUAUUUUUAUGUUCCGGUCCCAUUAUGUGGCUUGCAUGAACGACAAGCAAAGUAGUAAGAACGAGAAUGAAGAAGCUGAUCAAGUUAACCAGCUGCCAUCUAAAGGGCUCCUGCUAGAAGGGAGCAAAAAGAGUGGCAAAUUAUUUGAUCCACAGAAUUCUCAGCUGGAGGGAAUGGUUAUUAGAAUGAACUUUACAGAACUCAGAGAGGCAACUAACAAUUUCUGCACAGACAAUGUGAUUGGGUUGGGAAAGAUCGGGGUGAUGUACAAGGCAAUCCUUCCAAAUGGUUCACCCCUUGCAGUUAAGAGGUUACAUGGUUGUCAAUCAUUUGACAAACAAUUCAUGUGUGAGUUAUUGGCUCUGGGCAGAUGGAGGCACAAUAACAUAGUUCCCCUCUUGGGAUUCUGCAAAGAGAGGAAAGAAAAGCUCCUAGUGUACCAAUAUAUAUCGAAUGGCAAUCUUUAUGAUUGGCUAUAUGCAAAGGAAGGCAGCAAUAGGAUCUUGGAAUGGUCUUUGAGGAUUCAAAUUGCAAUUGGGGUAGCAAGAGGCUUGGCAUGGCUUCACCACAAGUGGGAUUUUCGAGUAGUACACCUUAACUUGAGUUCAGACUCUAUUUUACUUGAUAAUAAUUUUGUGCCUAAGAUAUCAAAUUUUGGAGGGGCAAAAGUAUCAAGUUCUGAAGGAAUAAUGUUUAUUGAUUCAAAUGACACUCACUCAAGUAAUAGCUCUUUUGUAGACUUUGGGUUUUGGGAUUUGGGUUUUGUUAAAAAGGAUGUGUUUGACUUUGGAAUUCUGCUUUUGGAGCUAAUUAUAGGAAAGGAACACAUUCAAAUCAACAAUUAUUUGAACAAUUCAAAUGGGAGUUUGGUUGAUUGGAUUACUCAUCUUUUCACUUCUUCGUCUGAUCUCUACAAUGUCAUUGAUAAAUCUCUGAUUGGUAGAGGAUUUGAUAGUGAAAUCUUUGAAUUCCUUAGAAUUGCAUGUACCUGUCUUAACCCUUUUCCAAGUAAAAGGCCAACAAUGUUUGAAUUGUACAAUACAAUAAGUACUCUUGGGGAGAGGUACAGUCUUACAAAUGAGUCUGAGAUCUUGAGGCAAUCGGAAAUUGCAACAGCAAGUACUUCAAAUGAAAUUGUUUAG